Messenger RNA from Scedosporium apiospermum, 1965 nucleotides. RefSeq lists its product as uncharacterized. Lineage: Eukaryota; Fungi; Ascomycota; Sordariomycetes; Microascales; Microascaceae. The record is from RefSeq and is a predicted model, not a curated record. The coding region runs from base 1 to 1965 and encodes 654 amino acids. Gene Ontology annotation, molecular function: O-methyltransferase activity. The transcript has 3 exons.
AUGGCGACAUCUGAGCAGCCCUCUCAACCUCAGCCCACACUACUUGAGCUCGCAGCCAAAGUAACCGAGCUAUCGCAGACAUUAACGAAUUACCUGAAGGAAAAUGACAUCCCUACGCCGACCUUUGCCGCGGAUAGCCCGACCAGCUACUCCAACCUGUCGCCCGAGAUGUUCAUGACGCGGCAGAUCCUGACGGAUACUCUGAUGGACAUGUGGUACUUGACCCAGGGUCCCAGCGAGAGCAUUUUCAACUAUGUCCACAGCGUCAUGCCCGAUGCUGCCGCCCUCAACGUCCUGAACUACUUCGACUUCUGGUCCGCCGUACCCCUCGACGGCACCGCCUCCUACGCCGACUUCGCCGCCCACACCCAUCUCCCCGAAGAAGUCGUCUACCGCGUCCUCCAACACGCCGUCACCCUCCGCCUCUUCGAGGAGACCGAGCCCGGGAAGGCCGCCUCGCGCCUCCGCCACACGUCCCGCUCCGCCGCACUCCUACGCAAUCCCGGACUCAAGGCGCUGGUGUCUACGAUCCUUGACGAUGCGGGCGCGCCGAUGAUGGUCCUGAACGAAGCCCUUGCGAGGUAUAGCAAGAACAAGCCCGAGCUGACCCAGGAGGUCACCGAGUCGGCGUUUGCUCUGUUCCAUAAAAGUGGGCCUUACGGAAGCUACACGACGUCGUGGGAGCUGCUCGAGAAUGACGGUGAGGGCGAGAGGAAAGGGUGGAGGCAGAGGAAUUUUGUCGAGUUUAUGAGAUAUGUCAAGGAGAUUUUCCGACUGGAGGAUACCGUUUUGGAUUGCUACGACUGGGCUGGAGCUGGAAAUGCCAUGGUCGUUGAUGUUGGCGGCUCGGCCGGUCAUGAUGCCAUCGUCCUCGCCAAAAAAUUCCCCAACCUCUCCUUCACCGUCGAAGACCUCCCCGAAGUAAAGCCCGUCUUCGAAGCCACCGUCCCCGCCGAGCUCAAGGAUCGCGUCUCCUUCAUCGAGCACGACUUCUUCAACGUUCAGCCCGUGCAGGGCGACAUCUACAUGUUCAAGAUGAUCUUCCACGACUGGCCCGACCACGAAGUCGCCCGUAUCUUGCGCGCACUGAUCCCCUCCCUCAAGCCAGGCGCUCGCGUCAUCCUGCUCGAGUACAUCGGGAACCAGAGCGACAACGAGGAUCGUCCGCCGCUACCGCGCUCGAUUCAGAACAUGGGCACCGCGACGGAUUUGAGGCUCAUGGCGUUGUUUAACGGUAAGGAGAGGCCUGUGAGCGCGUGGGAGAAUGUUAUUCGUCAGGCGGAUGCGAGGUUUGAGGUGUCGGCCGUGAAAGGCGAGGCUCAUAGUUUCUUUGCUGUUAUCGAGGCGGUAUGGCGCGGAGAUGGGGAGGUGGCACAGGUCGCAGAGGCGGAUGCCCAGAAGAGCCCUGUUGAGGCUGCUCCGGCGAGCUCCGUUUCCGAAGCUGCUCCGGUUGAGGCUGCAGCCAUCGCUGUGGAGGAGACCAUUCCUAUCGAUGCAGCCCCUGUCGAUACUACCCCUGCGGAGGCUACCGUGACUAUUUCUGGGACUGAAACACCCGCACCUGCGGAACCAACUGUGGCGGAAGACCCAGUGGCUUGCAUUCCGGAACCCGCAGUGGUCGAAGCAGCACCUCAGCAUCCCAAACACGCUGAAACGGUUGCAGAGGAGCAGAAGACUCGGGAAGCCACGGCACCAGUGGACGCCCCUCUUGACAUCCCGGCGCCAACUGUAGAGGCCACUCCCGAGAAUGCCGAGGGACGAAAAGACUCUGUUGGCUCUGAGAGUGCGUCAGACGCGUCCGUUCGUACUCCCGAGCAGGAAAUUGCUGAGCCGGGGACUGUGGAGGCUGUCAAGGUUGGAGAUACUACGGAUGAACAGAAGAAUACCGACUCUCUCGAGGUGGAAGUAAGUAAGACUCCUGAUAUCCCUGAUCAGGUUGUGAUUCAACAAGUCAAUGGGCAGUAG